AUGGAGCAGUUCCAUCACGGCCACCACGUGCGGCUGCGCAGCAGCGAGCUCGGCACGUACCUGCACGCCGACCAGGACGGACAUGGCGUCUCCCUCCAGCACCGCCGGGCGUCGAUGAAGGCGGCUUGGGCGGUGCACGUGUACCAGCCCCCCGAGGCGUUUGUGCCUCACCUGCUCCUCCACAGCGCCGCCUACGGUCGCUACCUCGCCGCCACGGACGAGCCGGCGCCGCAGGGCCACCGCGGGCGCCGCGUCGAGCAGCGCAACUACGACCAUCCGGAGGCGGACGCACAGGGAAUCAUCUGGCUGGCCGUCCUGACGGCAUCCAGAGACAAAGUCUUCCUCCGCAACUUCAACGGCGGCUGCCUCCGCGCCAACGGGAGGUACCGCCCCUGGAACAACGGCGCCAGUGUCGACGACGUCGACGUCAACGACAUCGGCAACCUCAGCACGAUGAUGCACUGGGUCGUGGAGGACAUCCCCGCCAGGGAGAUCACGCCUCUCCUUCCACGCCCGGCUUGGCUUACCCUCCCCGCCGUCAUAUCGCCGUCGCGGGUGAUCGUGUACGUGUGGCUGGACGCCGACGGGACCGUCCUCAGCGAAGGCUCGUUCUCGUUCAGUGGGAGGUCCGUGUUCCGCCUGAGGAGCGAGCUGGCCAGGUGGCUCGCCGACAACGGCAUCGCAAUCGUGGACGCCCCCGACCUCGUCAUGUGCCUCCCCACCCGUGAUGGCCGCAUUUCCCCACUCGUCGUCGACCUGCCCCGCAGCCUCCAGACCCUCCACAUCAUCGUCGUCAUCGUCGGGUCGCCUGCUCACGCGGCGCUGCGGUACGCGGAUGUCGAUGCAGAGUAG
This is a messenger RNA of Triticum turgidum subsp. durum (durum wheat), 852 nucleotides long. Lineage: Eukaryota; Viridiplantae; Streptophyta; Magnoliopsida; Poales; Poaceae. The record is from the annotation of a GenBank genome assembly.